AUGGUCAGAGCUACUAUGGCUACUAUGGCUCCUUGGCCCGAGGCGGUAACGGCCCAGCCCAACCCAGAUGAAUACAAGGGAGGCAUCACCGGCCAACAGCCCCCCACAGAUGGAAAAGGAAAAGAGCCCAGCAAAGGUGGUGCAGGGACCACUGAAACCAAGAUUGAGCUUCAGCCAUGCCACGCCACCGCCACCCAGAUGGAGGAGCCCACCCAUGUCGAAGACCCCUGGGCCCUGCCCGAGCUUCAGCCCGAGGGGACCAAGUGGUCGGAGAGAGACGCCAAAGGGAAGAUUCUGUCCGUCCUGAAAGGGGUCGGGAGGCUCCUUCUGCUCCUGGGCCUCCUCUACCUGUUCGUGUGCUCCUUGGAUGUUCUCAGCAGCGCCUUCCAGCUGGUGGGCGGGAAAAUGGCCGGGAAGUUCUUCAGCAACAACUCCAUCAUGUCCAACCCCCUGGCGGGACUGAUGAUCGGGGUGCUGGUGACCGCCUUGGUGCAGAGCUCCAGCACGUCCACCUCCAUCCUCGUCAGCAUGGUGGCCUCCUCACUGCUGUCGGUGCGGACUGCCAUCCCCUUCGUCAUGGGAGCCAACAUCGGGACCUCGAUCACCAACACCCUGGUGGCGCUCAUGCAGGCCGGAGACCGCGAUGUGUUCAGAAGGGCUUUUGCAGGGGCCACCGUCCACGACUUCUUCAACUGGCUCUCCGUGCUGGUGCUCCUGCCCGUGGAGGUGUCCACCCAUUUCCUGGAGGCCCUGACCAACCUGAUCGUGGACUCCUUCCAUUUCCAAAGUGGAGAAGAUGCCCCGGAACUGCUGAAGGUUCUCACCAAACCCCUCACAAAGCUCAUCAUCCAGCUGGAUAAGAAGGUUAUCCACCGGGUUGCCAUGAACGACCCAGCAGCUGAGAACAAGAGUCUGAUCAAGAUCUGGUGCAAAACGCUGACCCGCGUGACCCAGAUGAAUGUCACCGUCCCCUCGAUCCAGAACUGCACCUCGCCCGGCCUCUGUUGGACAGACGGCUUUCACACCUGGACCAUCAAGAACGUGACCCGCCGGGAGAACAUCGCCCAAUGCCAGCACCUCUUUGUGAAUGCCAACCUCCUGGACGUUGUUGUGGGCGUCCUCCUCCUGGUCACCUCGGUGCUGGUGCUCUGUGGCUGCCUGGUCAUGAUCGUCAAGCUCCUGUCCUCUGCGCUUAAGGGGCAAGUAGCCGUUGUCAUCAAGAAGACCAUCAACACGGAUUUCCCUUUCCCCUUCUCCUGGCUGACCGGCUACCUGGCUAUCCUAGUGGGGGCAGGCAUGACCUUCGUCGUGCAGAGCAGCUCGGUGUUCACGUCCACUCUGACCCCGCUGAUCGCGGUGGGUGUGAUCAGCGUUGAGAGGGCGUACCCGCUCACGCUGGGGGCCAACCUCGGCACCACCACCACCGCUCUCAUGGCCGCCUUGGCCAGUCCAGGCAAGACCUUGAAGAGCUCGCUCCAGAUCGCCCUGUGCCACUUUUUCUUCAACAUCACGGGGAUCCUUCUGUGGUACCCAGUCCCGUUCAGCCGCCUGCCCAUCCGCCUGGCCAAGGGCCUGGGCGACCUCUCAGCCAAGUACCGCUGGUUUGCAGUCUUCUACCUGGUCACCUUGUUCUUCCUGUUCCCGCUGGCCGUGUUCGGCCUAUCGCUGGCAGGCUGGCCGGCGCUGGUGGGCGUGGGGGCGCCCAUCGUCCUCGCGAUCCUUCUGGUGCUGCUGCUCCAGCUCCUGCAGGCCCGCUGCCCCCGCGUCCUGCCCGAGGUGCUGCAGACCUGGAGCUUCCUGCCCCUGUGCCUGCGCUCGCUGCAGCCCUGGGACGCAGCCCUCUCCCUGGCCACUGGCUGCUGCGUGAGGAGCUGCUGCUGCUGCUGCUGCAGCAAGUGCUGCCAGGAGCUGGAAGAGGAUGACAUCUGGAUCCAGAUCCCCGAGGCCUUUGGUACCAUCGCCAUGGGCAGAUUUUAA
Messenger RNA from Pipistrellus nathusii (Nathusius's pipistrelle), 1977 nucleotides. NCBI's taxonomy places the organism in Eukaryota, Metazoa, Chordata, Mammalia, Chiroptera, Vespertilionidae. The record is from the annotation of a GenBank genome assembly.